AUGGCCCUUCCCAUGAAGAAGUCAGUGAUGAAGUCAGCAAUGAAGUCCAUGAAAAAGGCCGCAAAGCCUACAACUAUGAAGGUCAUGAAGAAGAAGGCCGUGAGCAAGAUUGCACGAGGCAAGCUGGCAAAGGUGUCCGUCUUCAAGGGGAACAAGGAGAAAACCGCAUCAGGCCAUGCCAAAACCGAUCUCAUGAAGAACAAGAGGGGCAAGGUCGUGUCGAAGUUGCAGAAUGCUGCUGGCAAGAAGGCCUACAAAUACAUCUCUGCAUGGAACACUGCUGUGAUGCAGGCCAGGAAGGAGCUGGGCAUCAAGGGCUUCUGUGCCGUGAAUGGAAAGACGGCUCAGGGCAAGGCACUCUACGCCAAGGCCAAGGCAAUCUUUGCCGCAUGA
Molecule: messenger RNA, 393 nt
Organism: Durusdinium trenchii
Lineage: Eukaryota; Dinophyceae; Suessiales; Symbiodiniaceae
Source: the annotation of a GenBank genome assembly